AUGGUGGUGCCAGCCCGCUGCCCGGGCCCCUGUGCCAUGCUGACGCUCAGCCUUCUCAUGGGAUACGGCGUGGUGCGCUGCAUCGCCGGUCAGAACGACACGGAGCCCAUCGUACUGGAGGGGAAGUGUCUGGUGGUCUGCGACUCCAACCCCUCCUCGGACGGCGGGGUGACUUCAUCGCUCGGGAUAUCCGUCCGGUCCGCCGGCGCCAAGGUGGCUUUCUCCGUGGUGCGCGGGACGAAUCACGAGCCCUCAGACAUGAGCAACACGUCCAUGACCAUCUACUUUGACCAGGUCAGCAGUCCCGGGAAUUUGCGCAUGCAAAUAUUUUCCCUAUCCGGAUAGAUAAUUAAUGUGGCGAUUAAGAAGACGUUGUUUAAUAUCUAUUUUUCUGACGCUGCUACAACAUUAUUGUAUUCCUGUAAAAGGUUAUGAUAACUUGUCGUGGGUUGCGUUGAUGCGUUUGGAGACCCGCACAUUUCCCUUUUCUCGCUUUCAAUAACUUGAGAGCAGUUUUGGGAGCCUCUGCAAGAAUAUUUAGCAGAGCAUGAUAAUGGGGACAUUGUGAUCGUCGUGCGUAAUUUGCCCCAAAUGCCUACUCGUAAAAGCUGCAGCUUUUUUGCAAGUUGAUUUGAAAAUACGUUAGCUGUUGCAUCUAGUAUGUUGUAUCUAGAGUGUAGAUUUGAGGGACGCAGACACCGCGGUGUUACAAUAGAUGUGACCGCUGCUGUCAAUGCGCCACAUCAAGUGGAGUGGUUUUUUGCGCCCCGCUGGUGAGCUGGGACGCUAUGGACAGUAUUAUGUUAAUUGACAGUGUAAAAACAGUGAGCUGUAGCCUACAGGCAAACAGCGUUGGCCAAUUGAUUGUGCAUUGCGCCUUAAGGUCACCACAGGCAGUGUGAAGGUGCUUGGUCAUUUGGCUUAGUUUAACCCUUGCUGUGUCUCAGUCUGUUCUACUGUGACUCUGGACGCUGAUAUGUUGAUGCUUUGUGUUGCAGGCUUUAGUGAACAUCGGCAACCAUUUCGAUCUGAAAGCGAGUUUCUUCCAGGCGCCAAGGAGGGGAAUAUACAGCUUUGGUUUUCAUGUGGUCAAGGUCUACAACAGACAGACCAUACAGGUAAGACCAAUUGUCUACAGUUGCUUCACUAUGACCUCUGCUCAAAGUUGUCUGAUGGUAGGCCUAAUUACUCUACAUCAGUGUAUUGUUGUAUGCCAUGGAGCAGCCUACCCAAAUGGAUACAUUAUGUGGUGCGUAAUUAGAGUAGGCCUAUGAUGUAACAGGUCUGAAUUAUGAUCGUGCUGUUUCCGUUACCCCAGGUCAACCUGAUGCAGAAUGACUACCCAGUCAUAUCAGCUUUCGCCGGUGACCAGGACGUCACUCGGGAGGCGGCAAGCAACGGCGUUCUUUUGCAGCUGGAGCGCGAGGACCGGGUGUAUCUGAAGCUGGAACGGGGCACGCUCAUGGGUGGAUGGAAAUAUUCCACGUUCUCAGGCUUCCUAGUCUUUCCACUAUAA
Messenger RNA from Coregonus sp. 'balchen', 1516 nucleotides. NCBI's taxonomy places the organism in Eukaryota, Metazoa, Chordata, Actinopteri, Salmoniformes, Salmonidae. The record is from the annotation of a GenBank genome assembly.